This is a messenger RNA of Urocitellus parryii (Arctic ground squirrel), 951 nucleotides long. Its product is annotated as olfactory receptor 6C4-like. Gene Ontology annotation, molecular function: G protein-coupled receptor activity; olfactory receptor activity. NCBI's taxonomy places the organism in Eukaryota, Metazoa, Chordata, Mammalia, Rodentia, Sciuridae. Gene Ontology annotation, cellular component: membrane. Gene Ontology annotation, biological process: G protein-coupled receptor signaling pathway. The record is from RefSeq and is a predicted model, not a curated record.
AUGGAAAAGCUGGUGGAGGGGGAACAAAGGAACAGGACAACAGUGUAUGAGUUCAUUCUGGAGGGGUUUCCUGCAGUCCAGCACCUGGGUCACCUCUUCUUCCUGGUGCACUUGCUUGCAUAUCUGACCUCCAUCAUGGGAAACAUGCUCAUAAUCACAAUAAUCUGGGCAGACCAUCGUCUCCAGACACCUAUGUACUUCUUCCUCAGCAAUUACUCCUUUAUAGAGUGCUGCUCUAUAACCUCAGUUAUUUCAAAAUUGCUGACCAUCUUUCUGUCAGGGAGACAAACAAUUUCCUUUGCUGCCUGCUUCACACAAGAUUUCAUCUGUCUUUUCCUUGGAGCAACCGUAUUCUUUCUUCUGUCUGUGUUAUCCCUGGACCGAUACCUGGCUAUUUGCAAACCUUUGCACUACCCAACUAUCAUGAGCCUGAAGGUUUGUUUCUUUCUGGUGUUUUUCUGCUACACUUUGUCCUUCAUUUUUAUCACUGGUGUGAUCCUGAAGGUUUCCCAGUUAUCCUUUUGUGGCUCCAACAUCAUAUCUCAUUUCUUCUGUGACUUAGGCUCCUUAAUCCAUCUCUCCUGUUCUGAGACCAGAUCUAUUGAAAUGCUGGCCUUUGGUAUAGCUUUGUUUAUCCUUUUAACAUCCCUCAUUAUAACCAUCAUUGCAUACAGCAACAUAGUAGUCACAAUCAUGCAUCUUCCAUCAGCCAAGGAGCGACAAAGAGCUUUCUCCACCUGCUCUUCUCACCUCUUGGUCCUCUCACUGAUGUACGGCAGUUGUGUCUUCAUAUAUAUAAAACCAAAGCAAGCGAGCAGGCUGGACUCCAACAGGGAGGCUGCUCUUGUGAACACAGUGGUGACCCCACUACUGAACCCUAUAAUUUAUACCCUGCGCAACAAACAGGUCCACCAGGCUCUGAGGGAUGCUCUGUCCAGGGUGAAAUUGUAG